AUGCAUUCCAGUAUAGCGAGAGUGGCCUUGGCUGGCCUGAGCGUGUUUGCGAGCAUUGCAUCUGCUGCACCUCUGGAGCAACGACAAGCGAAUCUUAGACCGGUCAUAUCAACAGACUUCCCCGAUCCAUCGAUAAUAAAAGAUGGCGACACAUGGUAUGCUUUCGCAUCCCAAUCUCUAUACGACUUCCGAGACAUCAAGAUCCAAGUCGCAACCUCAAAAGACUUUGCCACAUGGACACUCAUGGAAGGCUACGAUGCCCUCGGCACAAUGGCUCCCUGGUCCCGAUCCGACGUCUGGGCACCUUCCGUCCACCGACGAGACGACGGCAAAUACCUCAUGUACUACUCCGGCGUAACCACAACCGGCGGUGACGGACGCUUCCACUGCGUAGGCACAGCAGUUUCCGACACCAUCCUCGGACCCUACCAGUCCAACACCGAUGAACCCUUCGCCUGCCCCAUCGACCAAGGCGGCGCUUUGGAUGCAUCUUACUUCAAAGACGGAGACCGACACUACGCUCUCUACAAAAUCGACGCCAAUGCCCUCGGAAAUGGCGGUUCGUGCGGAAAUACCGUCGAACCUAUCCUCACCACCCCGAUCGUCAUUCAAGAAGUCCAAGCAGAUGGUACAACCAAAAUCGGAGAACCUACUACCAUCCUCACGAACUCCGUCUACGAUGGUCCACUCGUCGAAGCACCCUACAUGAUCCGCAACGCAGAUGGCGUUUACGUCUUAUUCUUUUCAUCGUGGUGCUACACCACCGACAAGUACAGCGUCUCCACUGCCUACUCGAAUAGUCCUACAGGACCAUUUGAGAAGGCUAAACUUCCGUUGUUUGUUACGGGGACGCAGGGGUUGAUUGGGCCGGGUGGAGGCAGUAUUGCGGAUGAUGGGACGAGUUGGGCGAUGCAUGGUUAUGAGUCGAGGGACAGAGUUGGUGGGAGGAGGAGUAUGUAUGUUACGCAGUUGAGGUUGGAGGGACGGGAGACGAUUUCGACUUGA
This is a messenger RNA of Cercospora beticola, 1005 nucleotides long. Its product is annotated as glycoside hydrolase family 43 protein. The record is from RefSeq and is a predicted model, not a curated record. Gene Ontology annotation, molecular function: hydrolase activity, hydrolyzing O-glycosyl compounds. Gene Ontology annotation, biological process: carbohydrate metabolic process. Lineage: Eukaryota; Fungi; Ascomycota; Dothideomycetes; Mycosphaerellales; Mycosphaerellaceae.